Molecule: messenger RNA, 9701 nt
Organism: Porites lobata
Lineage: Eukaryota; Metazoa; Cnidaria; Anthozoa; Scleractinia; Poritidae
Source: the annotation of a GenBank genome assembly
AUAGUGUCUGGUGUAGUUGUCGCAGUUUCAAGAUGGUGUGUACCGCCAAUUAAAGCUUGAAUUUGCAUCAGCAUUGCUCAGAAGGAUAAACCUUACUACCUCUUCUUUCUCUCUGUAGAGUUUCUUUGGAUUUGGUCAGUCUGCCGAGCUAGAAGUAGAGCUCGCAAACUCGGCAACUCGUAAGCAAGUGGACGUGAAGAAUGAAGACGGAAAGAAGGAGAAAUUGUUUCUUUUCUACGACGGAGAAACUGUUUCCGGGAAGGUACCGAGUUCUAUUAAUUACUAGUAUUGAGAUCUGAUCAUUGUGUUUUACUUAUUUGGUUAUUCCGAGGUUGUUAGAAUUGGAAUGGUGCACAAAUUCUUGGCCUAAAAAUGAAGCUAAAUUGGUGCAAAUAAUCGCUGUAUUUCAAUCCGCGCACCAGCCAUUUGACAACAAUCCUGCUUUGACAGAAGGCAGACAUACAACAUGUAAUGAUUUUAGAUCGACUUGGAAUCAGCAGCGAUUUUGUCUGCCAUAAAGGUUGUUAAACCUUAAAAUCCAUUUUAUGUAAGCUUACAUGUAGUAUAGCCAGGCUGACAUUUUACUACUUUGCAAGUCGUGGUAUGUUUUAUUUCUACAUAAUGCAGUGUCAAAUUACUUGAAUUAGCAAUAUGAUAUAAGAGGCCUUGCCAGGGUAAAUUCCAACAUGCAACAUGACCCAAAAAGUAGCGAUAGAGCGUAAAAUGAAGUCACGAUAAGAGACAACCUCCCUCUGCCAAAUUGCGACAGUGACUGCAAAGCUGAGAAUAAGUGACAAAGAAUAGUGGUUUGGCUAAUUUAUCACCAGUCUGAAUGCCAAGAAGAAUUGAUUUUCGUCAAUUUUCCUUGUGCUUCAGAGAGUGACUCUUGUCAAAUAUGAGCUUCAGUGGACCCUCCUGUGAAUUGUGUUAGCUGUGGAAUGGAGAUGUAUAGGUGUUCGAUAUGCAAAAUGUUAACUGAGAAAUUGCAGAACUGUAAUGGUUUCUUCACAACACAUCGUUAUCCCCCUUUUCUAAAAUUCCAACAAAGAGAAAGAAUUUUUUUUUAAUUUCCAACAGUGACGUGAAGCAUUUAUAAACAAUGACACGAAACUUUUCAACACUCAGACAAGCGACAUGGGACCCACCCUGGCAGGGCCUGAUAUAAACAAGAAGGAUAAUUAUUAUGGUGUACUAGUUAAACUUAUUUUUACUUGUGGCUUUAAGACUUUUUGUUAAAGGUGUCAUUAUUCCAAGAACACCCAUUCCCCCCCGCCCCCAGUGGGCAAAUGCCCAGGCGUUUAUUUUGUUAUGUUAAUUUUGAUCAAUUACCCACCAUAUUGGUUACAAAGACAGUUACAGGUGUAGAUGCCCUAAUUAGGGCUUUACCAAUAGUAUCAAAUAAACAAGUAUCACUGAUAGAAAGUCCAGAUGAAAAGAAGAAUCAAGUUUCAUUUGCAUGAAGCAUCAGCAGUGCUAUCCUCCCAGGUUGGGUGGAUACCUUCUUGUUCCUGCAAUGUUUCCUUGCUAAGGUCCCCGCAAUAAUUAUGUCCUGGCCUUUAGUUUUUAAGUGCCUUACUCAGUGGUGUCCUGAAACGUGUCAUUAAGAUAAAUUGUUCAUUUAAUGCAGACUGUCAUACAGUUUUAAUUUCAUUAGAAUUCUCCUGAUUUUGCUUGUAAACCCUCUCUUAUUCUUAUGACACUUAUACAAGAACACCUAACCUCACAGCUAGAAGUCAUAAAAAAUAUAUGAAAUUUACAAUAACAUCAAGUACUAAAAUAAGCAAAAAUAUGACAACCGAUUUAGCAAGACCCCUCUAGCAGCUCACACCUUUAGCACUUGUGUGAUUUGUUGGUGGUUAAAAAGUACCUUGAUUUUACUUACCCUCCUUAUAUACCCAAAAGGUUGGACAGUCUGAUAAUGAUUUCUACAAAUUAUACUUUUGUCCCAGUGAAAUAAUACUAUGUUGUAUUUCUGAACCAGACUGAUGAAUUAAGGCUUAGUGUAGAGUACUGAUCAUUUCAAUUAUUCAAUUUGUGAUGUUGUUGUUCUCUUUUAUUGAAAAGGUGAAUGUAAAGCUGAAAGUUCCCGGAAAGAAACUGGAACACCAUGGAAUUAAAAUUGAGUUUGUUGGACAGAUAGGUAUAUGCAGAGUCUCUGUGUGUGUUAUUCUGUUACACUGAUGCAACAUUGUGUGAUUUUUCUAAUUGAGGCUGCUAACAACUGUACAUGUAGAAUGGCACUUUGUCAUAGUGGGUCCAUUUGAUGAAAGUCCUGGAAGCUUUUAGGCCUGUAUACAGGGAUGCGCUUUAUAAAUCUACAUAGUUUUGGAAUGAGUUUUGGUCCAGAACAAAAAUGAAGUAUAUACCUGUAUUUUGUUUUAUUAAUAGUACAAAAAUAAAUAUUAAGAAUAUUUUAUUACCAGACAUUCAAUAGUGAAUCUUUGAUACAAACAUUGUGCACAUAAAAUGGCUAGGGCUAGAAAAUUAUCAGGUCAGGACUUUAAAGAAAUUGGCCUUUGGCAUUUUAAUGACUUUUGAAGAUGUCACAGCUACAUUUCAGAAACAUUUGGUAUGAAAUAUAAUGUGUUUUUAAAGUCUUCAAUCAUUAUUCUCUCUAUUUUCAGAACUGUUUUAUGACCGUGGUAAUCAUCAUGAAUUCACAUCGUUAGUAAGAGAUUUGGCACCCCCUGGAGAGUUGACACAGAGUACAAAUUAUGAUUUUGAGUUUGUCAAUGUGGAGAAGCCUUAUGAAACUUACACAGGAGCAAAUGUCAGGCUAAGGUGAGUUGUACCCUUUUACUAGGGAUAUGUCAUCUCAUUUGAGGCGUUGCUAAGGUAAUGUAACUUUUGCUAAUGUUUGUGCAACUUGUCUUGCACCAUUGCAAGACAAGUUAAAUCAGACAUUGCUUAGUCAAUUGUGAGACACGCCAUGAAAUGGACAUGUAGCAUUUACUGCAAAAUUAAUUAGAUUGUUCAGGUGCAGAUGCAUACCAGUUUCCACCUUUCCAUGUAAAUUGGUCAGAUUUUUUAUAAUGAAUACAUUUGUAGGAAAAAACAAAACUUUCCAAGUUGAAAGCUGGAAAAUGGUUUGGACAGUCAGUAAAUAUCCUGUCUGAAUGAAUGCUGCAGUGGGAGCAUGUCUCUGGACCCCCCUUAGAAGCUUGCCCUUCUGGUGCUCGUUUACGAUGUCAGUCAGGAGUUAUUCUAGAUCUGCACUUGUCAUUGUUGUACUUUCUGCAAUGCUUGAGAAGCAGGAUCCUACAUUUACAUGUACAUCAAACAGGAUGGUGAAUAAGUGAUGAGAGAUUUCCUCUGCCCCUGACUACUCUUAUAAGAACUUAAAAAGAAUUUGGAACCAAAAGAAUUUCGUAGUUGUAUAAGUCCCUGCCCAUGUAAUGGCUGACCAGGCAACUAGAAAACACUCUAAUUUACAAUUUAAGUUUCAAUGUGAGUGACAGCCCUGCUGAAGUUGUAGAAAAAUUGUUUAUGCUCUUUGUGUUGAAAUGGUCAGUGAAAUGGUGUAUGAAACACUGCCUUACAUUGUAUGUACAUUGAAAUAGUAUCUUUGCUUAUUGCAAUAAUAUUAAUGAAUUUUGUAACCGCCUAUUCACUGAUAGUCUCUCGUUGAUUUUGCCCUAUCUUUAGGUAUUUCCUGCGAGUCUCCAUCAUCAGGCGAAUCAGUGACAUUUCCAAAGAGUUAGAUCUCGCAGUCCACACUCUGUCAAGCUUCCCUGAGAUGAAUAACAGGUACAUGUACCAACUAAAAUAGAGAACAGAAAGAAAGCUACUAAAGUGAACAUCAUCUGUUUGGCAGUAGAAUGAACGACCUAUACGUACACGGUUAAAAAAACCCUGAAAACAUUUAGGCUUGACUGUCAAGCCUGAAUAGUUUCAUUUUUUUUUUUUUGUAAUGGCUUAGGUUGUUCUUUCUGUUGAUGCUGUUCAUUUAAAUGAUUCUGAUGCUUGUGCGUACAGUGUAAGUGCUAGGUUGCAAGAUAUUAUUGUGUAUGCAUGUAAUAGCAAUACGCAAUUCAAUACAAGUUAUAACAUAGCUAGAAAAUUCGCCUAAUCAAAUUCAAUAGCGCGAGCGUGCUUCAUAUUCCUAUUGAGCACGCUGAUGACGUCAAUAAACUAUUCGUAAUUCCUCGAGUUGUUGUGAGCUUAGCAAUCCUGAGUCUCCUGAGUGAAUCCAUAACUCAGCAAUAGACAAUGAAGCGUUUACCAUGUGUUUUGUAAAGAAAUUUAAGAGGAAACGUUUGAAUUUGUUAACCGAUAGUAAGGAAAAGAGGUGAGUGUUGUUGUUGUUGUUGUCAUCUCCGCGAGCUGUGCGGGCUAUGGCGUGAGCUCAUUCUUUGCAAAGUUGUUUUCUCUCAAUAACAAUUUUUCGGAAAUUAAUAGUUUUCCGACACCUAAAUAUGGAUUUUACAAUCAUUUUAGAGUACACUUUCUCUCAGUUUCAGGAUAAAAACAUAAGAUUAACUGUGAGGAAAAAAAGAUAUAUUCACGUAAACAUUGACGCGUACUGCUUUGAGCGCGCCCUUCAAUAAUAAAAUUUUCAGUUAACUGCUGCAUUGAUCGCUUUGAUAAUGUUAUAAAACAAUUAGUUCAUGCUGCAGCUGUGCGUAUGUUGAGAUAUUGAGCACUUGGGAAGUUUGGAGAGCACUCAAGAGGCUAGAGUUGCACUCGGCUGCGCCUCGUGCAACUCUUACGCCUCUUUCGUGCUCUCCAAACUUCCCGCGUGCUCAAUAUCUCGACAUACGCACGCUGACGCAUGAACUAAUUGUUAAUUGGAGGAAAUCAUCUUAAUGUUGAUCAUUAAUAAUAUGGUGUUGUUUCUUUUAGCAUCAAGAUGGAAGUUGGAAUUGAAGAUUGUUUGCAUAUAGAAUUUGAGUACAACAAGUCAAAGUAAGAUCAAGUAACAACUGAUGUUUAUACAGCUGGCAUGUGAUGGCUGUUUCUUGGUUUUGCUCGCUGCAUUGAAGACACUAUUGCUUUUACUAAUUGUUCUUGUCAAACGCUGUACACUGUACCACCAAUGAAAGCACCAAACGUUGCUGGUACUUGGUACAUGUAUUUUCUCAGAUUAAAGUUAUUUUCCCACUGUGGAAGCAUAGACUGUAAAUUAAUGAGUGAUUGGCACCUUGACCUGAACAGAAGCAUUGACACUUGCAGUAUAUUGACAAAAUUUUUUCAGAGGUCUCUGAAAUGCCUUUUGCUCAGUGUUAGUGUUGUGUUUUCAUAUCAACAUUUGCUUGCAAUAUUACUUCAGAUGCUGCAGCCUAUUUUUGUAGUUCUUGAAUUUUGUUUGAACUUUAAGUUGAAAUAUUCCCCACAAUUGCAUCCCUUUACUUUCACACAUAUUUAGCAGGUUCUCUACAGACCAUUUUAACAAUGUGUCAUGUUUAGCGUUAAAAAAGACUUUACGUCAAUAAUGCUUGCCCAUCUAAGUUCUAAUUUAAGUGAAUUUUUAUCCAGAUAUCACUUGAAGGAUGUAAUUGUGGGUAAGAUUUAUUUUCUUCUUGUGCGGAUCAAGAUAAAACACAUGGAGUUAGCAAUUAUCAAAAGGGAAACAACUGGCACAGGUAGGUCUUUUAUUGUUAUUUAUUAUGAUCUAGAUCCUUUUGCUUACUUUAAUAGUAUAGCUAAUACUGCAGUUGGAAGUCAAGUUGUACAAUAUACAGUAGGUGUACCAGCUUAUUGUAACAGAAAAUGAAAAAUUGACAGGAGUCAUCUCUUCUGUUGAUGUACAAUGUAUGAAUCUUAGCAGCUAUGCUCCAUCAUCUUUGUUACUAGCCCUUUCAGAGUGCGAAGAAAGUAGUGUCCGAUAACCUGGGGCUAGUGGAUUUUGCUAUCGGGCUAGUAAAUCCUGUUCUUAACUUGCCCGACAGGCAAGUGAAGUUUUUUGCGAAUUCAAAUUACAGAAGAACUGUGAAAUCCAUCUGCUCAUCAAAACGUUUUUGUGGCUAGUUGAAAUGAUGUUUGGGCUAGUAAAUGUUAGCUUCAGCUUGCCCAAAUGGCAAGCUGUAAAAAUGACUUUCUUUGCACCAUGCCUUUUCCCUAGAGUGAUUAUCGUUAUAUAGUUCUUCAGCUACUUAUCCAUAUGUCACAGGUCAAAAUUAAAUUUGGGUUAAAAUUUUUUAACCUAGGUUGAUUCUCUGUUUCCUUUGUCUCCUAGCCCUAAUUCAUGAAUAGUUAGGGCUAGGAGACAAGAGAAAUUGAGAAUCAACCCAGGUGAAAAAAAUUUCUCCUUAAUUUCAUUUUGAUCUGUAACAAAUAAUUAUAUCAGACAAUAAUGACUACGAUAAUAUUUAUUAGAUAACAUUCAGUAGUGAAUGUCUGUAAAAUACUGGUUUAUUUCCAGACAGCUUGAUCAUGUAAAGAAGUUGUUAAACUUAUGAAACUGUCAUGUUCAAAUAUUGGUCAUAGUGAUUCAUUCUUUUAUUCAUUAAUUUGUGUUUUCUUUAGGACCCAAUACUUACAAUGAAAAUGAAACAAUUGCCAAAUAUGAAAUCAUGGAUGGAGCACCAGUCAGAGGUAUUGCCCCUGAAUCAUUUCUCAGGCUUCUCAUAACCCCUCACACCCUACAGUAGCUGUGAUCAACAGUAAUUAUAAAUGAGAUUUUCCUAAUGCUGUAGUGCUGUUACUUAUAUUGCUACAAAUGGAGAUUUGGUAACUAAUUUAUUUUCACCCUUUCCUUAUAUUAGCUGGACAGGCUCCAAACUAAUCUCUUAUUAAAGGGUUAAGAAUAAUAGCCACAUUUUCAAAACAACUUUCUUUAAUUUACCAGACUUGUUUCAACAGUAAAUGUAUCCGUCACCUUCAGUGUUAUGAUUAUUGUGAUAUUGCUCUUGAAUUUAAUUCGUGUGCGAUGUUACAAAGUUCAUUGCAUGCUUCAAAGUUUCAAUUAGUGAUGUCAAGGGACUUAAAGGGAGGGAGUCAGGUUCAUGUGUUUCACCUGCCGGUUGAGGUCGGUUUUCUCCCAUUUUACGAUGUGGAUUCCCUAAGCUUAACUCAAUACUUAGUAGCUGCAGAGUCAAAGAUCUUGAAGCAGUCCAGCAUGCAGGAUGUUCAACAAAACUCUGAACUCUGUUGAUAUCUAAAACAAUCUGUCGGAAAGUUAGUGUUUGCAUGUUAGUGUGGAGAAAUGUCAGCUGGUUUCACCAGCAUGACAAGCAUUACACCUUGCACCCGAAAAUUUAUAUACUACACGUGGGAAGCCCUACAGCGACAGCACCUUACAUUUUAAUUCAAGAACACCUACCUUACUCCUGAAGAAGUGGUGUAAUAUGGUCAAGAAAACAUGUAUUACACAGCUGUAGUAAUAAUUCGUGCUGCAAAAUUAAAUAAUUCUGGAUUUUUUGCAGCUUUGAGAUAUUAAUUUUCCCAGAAUUUAUGUGCUAGACCAUACUGUAGAACAAUAGUAUAAUCUUCAAAAUACCAAAUGAACAUAUUUAGAACCUUCUCCAUUGUCCUGGUGUUGUGAAGAUGUCUCACCCCAUUUAUCUGACAUAAACUACCAACUGAAGUAAACAUGAUGAAACAGUUUUUGUAAUUUUAUGCUCAUCAAAGCUAAGGGUGGACUCUACUUGAAGUCUCAGAUCUCAUGGUACAUGUAAAUGGCCCUACAUGUACAAUGCUAAAAAGACAGUCAAAUUCACUCUCUGUUUUUGCGAAAUAUGAAGUAGCUAGUAACAACAAUCUAGCAGUUUAGCAGAAGUCACUUUAGGGUUUUUUUAGCCCCAAUUUUGGCAAUGAAGUGUGUUUCUUUUCUAGCAGCUACAUUAAUUUUAUUUUAUAUAUUUUUUUUGUUUUAGGAGAAUCUAUACCUAUCAGACUUUUCCUCGCUGGUUAUGAACUGACACCAACUUUUAAAGAUGUCAACAAAAAGUUUUCUGUGAGGUACUUCUUAAAUCUUGUGCUAGUUGAUGAAGAAGAAAGAAGAUACUUCAAGCAGCAGGUAUGCCACUUUUAUUAUAAUUCAAAGAGGACAGACCGCAAGUUACUGUUAAAUAAUGUCCUCCACUCUAAAGCUGUGGCUUUAUUUGUCAUGUCCAUUGUGUUACAUAAAUUGUAAUCGUAUUUCAGCAUAACCAGCUUCUAGUGUAGUUAUAGGCACUGGAGUGUAUUUUCUACUGUGGCAUUCCAGGGUUCGCACAGUCCUUGAAAAGUCCUUGAAUUUUAGGGGGAGUCCUUGAAAAGUCCUUGAAUGUUAUUUUUUCUUGAAAAUUCCUUAAAUUUCUGUGCAAGUCCUUGAAAAGUCCUUGAAGUUUCUUUUGUAUUAUCUCUUAUAUUUGUUCUUUUAUGCAAGAAUUAACCAUUGAUCGAUUUAAUCAAGUGAACUGAAAAAUGUAGGGAAGUUGGUGAAGCAAGCAGUUCAACCUGUAAACGUCCUACAGGGUGAAAAGAAAAUCACUUUUACAGCUUGCCAUUUGGGCAAGCUGAAGCAGCAUUUACCAGCCCAGACAUCAUUUUAACUAGCCCCAAAAAUUUUUUGACCAGCAGAAUUGAUUUCACAGUUCCUCUGUUGUUGGAAUUCCUCAAAAAACAUCACUUGCCCAUUGGGCAAGUUAAAAACAGAAUUGACUAGCCUAAUGGCAAAAUCCACUAGUCCCACGCUAUCAGACACUACUUUCUUUGCAUGCUGUCCUAUUAGAAUGGACUGGGAAUGUGCCUUUUUGUACAAUCUGUGAUAUUACAUUCCUGGUAGGUGAACCUUGAAAAUUGAAUGCAGCCCUUGAAAAAUCCUUUAAAAAUGGUUGUAAAUUUUUGUAUGAACCCUGUAUUCCUGAAAAAUAUUGGAAUCUCUUUCUCCCUAUUUAGUAGUUAGAAACCCUGUAAGUAGCAUUUAAUAAUUAUUUCUCUAUCAAUACAUAAUCACAAACAGUACAUUUAUCUCCGGUUAACAUGUUAACCGGUUUAUGAAAUAAAUAAUGAAUGGUUGCAUGCAGUGACAUACAGUACAAUACAAACACUGCUUUCUUGACGUAAAAGAACCCUGUUUUGGUCGAAAAGAUGUAUAGAGGGGAUGACUGUGUUACUAGCCAGUGUCACAGACAUAAUUUUAUCUCGGUUAGCAACGUCUGCAAAGCAGUGCCGAGAUCCUUGUUCUGGACCCCAACGGACUCAACAAAUUACCGGAAGUGCGUUUCAAAUUUACUUUCAUCCUGAUUGGCAAAUCGGCAAUGUCUUUUUUGACAGGCCAAUCAUGGCAAGUAAUCAAAUCCUGGUACACAGAUGGGGCCCCAGAAUAAGGAUUUUGGUGCUGUUUUGCAGACAGACUUAACCGGAGUUUGGUUUUUUCUGUGGUGCAGGCUACUGCUUUACAGGAGUGAAUGGAUAUCGGUAUAAAGAAAAGUUGGUCAUGCAUAAAAAUUAAUUUAUUUUUAUUUGAAUUUUAAGUUUCUUCCAUUCGCCUACAGGUCCACAGGUACGAUUAAAUAUAAAUACAAGUGGCAUAUAGAUAACAUAGGUAGGGAAUCCUCUAGUGGCCUAGGGUGUUUAAGAUAAGGGGCCAAUGAAAGAGGUAUUUAAUUACAAUGUAGUAGGGCAUACACACAGUAUUAACAUCAUCCAUCUCUGUUUGUCUCUUAAAGGAAAUAGUUUUGUGGAGAAAAGGAGACAUAAAGAAAAAAUCAGGGAUCCUAACAGAGAAGCUAAAGCACUCAAGAGAUGAAAACAAGCCAGCAGAGAAUGAAGAGUAA